Prorocentrum cordatum is the source of this 4788-nucleotide messenger RNA. Lineage: Eukaryota; Dinophyceae; Prorocentrales; Prorocentraceae. The record is from the annotation of a GenBank genome assembly.
AUGUCGAGGAGGAGUACACCUCCCAACACGCCACCAGCUGGUGGCCGCGCUGCUGCAGAUGAGGGCAAUGACGACGAUGAUGGAGAGUUCUCGGCCAAAGGAGGCAAGCGAGGAAAAGGUCGUGAUCCACAAUACGGUCCUCGCUCCAGACCUCGAGGUAACCUACCGCCGCCUCCAGAGUUCGAUGGCAACAUGGAGGAUCCCAAGAUAUUCAGACGCUACAAGGCGCAGGUCGAGAACUGGGUUUUGAUUGCGAAGAACAUCAUCGGCCCCGAGGAGAUGGCACCAAGACUGCAUGCAGCGCUCAGAGACAAAGCUUUCGACCACGUAGAGGACGGGAGCCCGACAGUUUUCGCAGUUCCAAACGGUGUGGAGCUCUUACUCGACAGGUUGCCAUAUUUCGAUCAACGCCCGACGGUCAAGAUAGGCGCCGCAAUGGGCGAUUUCUUUCGCAUGGAGCACGUUAAGCCAGGCGAGACCUUACUCCAGCUCGCCACUCGAGUGGACAAGGCAGUGCUCCAGGCAAGGUCAGUAGAUUUGGCCGUUCCAGAUCCAAUCAUCAUUAGGCAGUUCAUGAAGAGUUCGCAGCUGGACCACAAGACACAGGCCACAUUAUUGAUGGCCGCAGGUUCGAAGUUCGAGUGGAAGCCCCUAAAGGAGCAAGCGGCCAUUCUGUUUCCCAUGCCGCUGGUGCCGCGCAACAGAUUUCAAGGAGAUCGCAAGUACAGACCUCAGUAUAGUGCUCACGUCACGAACCAGGAUACGUACGAGAGGGAGGUCACCGAGCCCGACUACCAGCACGACCAUGAGGACUGGCAGGUGACCGACGCAGAUUUUGGACGCGAUGACUCGUGCGACAACAGCUGGGAGGAAGAUUCCAGCGACUUCUGGGACGAGCAGCUACCCGAGGCGUUGGCUAGAGAGAUUCACGCUGCUCAUGUUACGUUCAAGCAGGCUCAUGAUCGUCUCAAUCAGGCCAACAGAGCACGAGGUUACUACAACACGAAGGGCAGCAAGGGCAAAGGUAAGCACGGCAAGGGCCACCAGCCGAAUCGUUCCGGAAAAGGCAAGGGCAAUGACGGAGGCAAGGCACGACGUGGCAUGUCGUUGGAGGACCUCAAGAAGGUGACCAACUGCUCGGCGUGUGGCGAGAUCGGCCAUUGGGCAGGUGACCGCCAGUGCCGAGCGCCAGCCUCCAAGAGAACAUCAACGGGUACGACGGCUACACGGAGUGCGAACGAAGCAUCGCAGUCUUCGACGCUUGGUGGCCACCUGCCCAUCAGCAGCCUGCCCAACACGAACACGAUCAAGAUGGACGAACGACUUCAGGCGCGUCUUCGGCUUCGACGAGACACGGUUACAAGGACGAGGUUCAAUACGAAGAGCUUCCAUAAGGAGCACUCGAUCUACAUGAUGACGAUGGUGAAGGACGUUUUCAGCACGGUGAACAUCGACAGCGACGCCAACCUUCUGGUGCUCGACACUGCGUGCCAGACGACGCCUGCGAGAGUCGAAUCACAUCUCACUAUCUGUGCGAUCGUCGGUCAGCUCACGUCACCGAUCGAGACAACCGAGAUCAACGCGAAGUGCAUCAUUCCGAUCGAGCCGACCGAGAACACCACGACGUACCUUAUCCCGAGCGAGUCGAACGACAGCACCGAGAACUACGACACCGCAAGCCCGAACCCGAUCGAGCAGUACCUCAGCUACGUCACUACCGAAGACCUGCGGGCGCGAUGGGCGAUUCUCAUUCAGCCAGUGUUUGUGGUCAUCCGAAUGUUCGACAGGAAUCAAAGGUACAAAGUGAUCGACAGCUUUCUCAGCAGACAGUUUCCAGCGAUGCAGAUUCUGUGUCAGGGCAAGACCGUGGACAGCUUCAUUCCCGAUACCAGGACAGGAUCACGGACAAGGAUGUCACGCUAUCCAGACUUGAACAAGACGCGCUGCCACCCUACCAACGGGGAGCACGAGUACACAGUUCCAGCCGGGAGGUUCAAGGAGUGCCUCUAUUGCGGGACGGUCUGGAAGGGCGAGAAGUACCAGAUCAGGACGAAGGACGUGAUCUUUUGGAAUCUCCGCGGGGCGCGAGAGACUCCAGGCGGAUGCCAAUUAACGACGGGUCAGGCGAAGAGGUACCACGGCAUGGCCAAGUCCGCCUACAACAACUUGCAGCUCGAGAAGCGCGUCUAUGAUAUACGAAUGCAGAAGAGCCGUUUUCCACGACGCCAGCGACGCGGCUUCGACAUCUACGAGAUCUUCGCGGGCGAGUGCGGCAUCGCCCUGCAUGCCACCGACCGCGCCAACGGCUGGGGCAUGCGAGCUCUCCAACCGGUGGACAAGCUGUUCGGUCAGGACUUGAAGAAGCAGAAGGCCAGGAAGGAAGUGCUCGAUACGAUCGACAGGUGGCGGCCACGCUUGGUCAUCAUCCAGCUUCCGUGUACACUCUGGUCGCUGCUCAACCGCAACGUCAACUGCAAGGAGAUGCCCGAGGUGUUGGAGGACCUACGCGAUGAGGAGCGGUGUUUCAUCACCUUCACGAAGGACAUCUUCGAUAAGCAGAAGGACUACGGCAAUCACGCCCUGCUUGAGAAUCCCGCUACUGCCGACUCGUGGCGCGAGGAGGCAAUCGUCAAGCUCAGGCAGGACAACUACGAGUGCACCUCUAAUAUGUGCAUGUCCGGCAUGGUCGGCAACCAGGGACUCCCCAUGAAGAAGUUGGUCAUCGAGAGCGAGGAGUUCGGACACGGCAUCUACCUGUGCAGUUAUUACCCCGUCUCCUACGACGCUCCAGCCCCUACUGUGCACCGCGUCUGCUAUUCGGCUCCCGACAUGGUGGCGCAGGACUCAGAAAUGCGGAGGCAGGUGUCCGAGUUGGUUCCCUGGCAGAUCUUGUACAUGCAGGCCGCCUUCCAGCCGCCUACGCACCACGAGAACGAUUUCAAGACCCAGUACGAUACGGUUUGUUCAUUAUCGGACGUGCUCCAGUCGGCGAAGUACCAGCACCACCUCGACCACCAGUCGAAGGCGAAUCACGACAGCCAGUGCCAGUACCCGACGAACCACAGCCAGACGAACUUCAGCCUCAGCCUGUCCAACAACGGGCUGGCGACGAUGCACCAGAACUUGAGCCACCCGCUGCAGGCUGAUUUCACGAGGUUCCUGAACGCGAACGACGCGAGCCAGGCUCACGACGUUCACGUCGAGAAGCCCCCAGCUGAAGCUCACUGGCAGUCAGGACGAGCCGAGGCUAACAUCACACUCUGGAAGCACAUGGCCAAGAAGGUGAUUUAUACGAUGCGGCUUGCCGGGGUUGAGGACAUGAAGCUGAUGGCACCAGCGAUCAACCAGUCUCGCAAUUCUCGUGUCCGACAAUGCGGUGCUUCACCAUAUCAGUGGACUUUCGGUAAGGACCCGAGGAUCCCCGACAGCAUCACCGAUCCAGCUAACUCUGCCGUCGUACAUAGCGCCAUGACCGCAGAUGCCGAGCUUGCUAAACGAGCCCGAGUACGAGUACUCGCAGACAUGGCAUUCACCGAGUACGACAGGUCCGAGUCUCUCAAGCGCGCGAUGCUUCGAACGCCAACUGCACCGCCUACUUCACAGGCGCCAGGUGCGACCUACGUUUGCUUCAACGGCACUGAACAGAACUCUGCCAUCCCGAUCUACAUGUGCGAGCAGUAUACUCUUCUCGAGUCGCCCGCUUACGAGGUCUACCUCAACAACAACGGCAGCUUCACUAUGACCAAGAAGGACCAGAAAGCGCUUAUUCGUGAGAUCCCCUACUCGCAGAUCCCUGCAGAUCAGCAACCUCUAUUCCGAGAAGCUCUGGCCCGUGAAUGGUCAUCUUGGCAACGCUUUUCAGCCGUGGAGGUCUUGGAUCUGAAGACGUCCAAGUCUAUCGGGAGCGACCCCGAGAAGACGAAGCGCAUUAUACCAUCAAGAGUCUGCUACCGCGACAAGAAUGCCGGACGUGGAGUUUCCGAGAUCGACGCCAAGGCAAGAAUCGUGGGUAUCGGCUACAACGACCCCGAUAUCAUGACUCUCAGACGUGACGCACCAACCCUUACGAGAGCUGGUUUCUACAUCUUGCUGCAGACGAUCUCGAGCUGGGACUUCAACUUGUUCGGAGGCGACGUAACCACAGCCUUCCUACAGGCCGAUCAGACCAAGGCCCAGCGCGACAAGCCGAUUUACCUUCGGCAACCUUCUGAAGGACUUCCAGGUGUUCAACGCGGUGCUCUUUUACUUGUACGACGUGCCAUCUAUGGCUUCGUUAAUAGCCCUCGCCUGUGGUGGCGAGAACUUCGUGACUUUCUCAUGCACAUCGGUGGCAAGCAGUGCUUGCUGGACAAGGCUCUAUUCUGUUUCUACAACAAGUCACAUCGCAUUAUCAUGAUUAUUGGCAUCCACGUGGACGACCUCAUCGGAGGCGCAGACGCUCGAGAAGGCUCCAAGCUGUUGGAAACCAUCCGCCAGCGGCUCACUUUCGGCAAAUGGUGGGACAACAAGUUGACCUACUGUGGCAAGCAUCUCAGCAAGAACGAGAACGGCACGAUUUUCAUCAACCAGAAGGGCGACGGGCCCGUGGUCGCGCGUGUUGGCCAGUGGCGCGGACGUGAUAAGUUCGUUCCGGCGUGGGGCAGCGAGUCGGCGCCGCUCCGAACGCGCCGGCGCCGGGCCAAGAUCUCCGAGCAGAACGCCGCGAUCCCGGAGACCCUGGACUUCGAGGCUCGCCGCGAGGCGAAGAUCCGCGAGCUCGAGGAGGCAAUGGAGGAGCCGCUCAAGUAG